UGACAGGGCGGGGAGUCACCCGUCCUCCAUGUAAUCUCUCACAUGUCUGCACUCCAACAAGGAAGAGGAAGUCAGAUGUGAACUUAUUUACUUAUUUCAAUCACAUUCGGUGACUAUGGAGGAACGCAGGGAGAUCAGAACUCCACACUCUGCAAACUAUGGAGCGAUGGGGCAGCCAUUUGGACCCAAUUACCCGAUGCCUCAAGAUCCUGAAAGGGCCCCUCUGCUCCCUGCAUCAUCAAACUAUCCAGAUAAAGCCAUGACUUCAGCACAAAUGAAUCCAGCUAUGGUUCCAACUAUGUUUUCAGAAGGGGCAUUUCUUACUAAUCCUGCAGUAGUCACUGAUGGGCCGACAGUGCCGGACUGGGAGACUAUUCCAGGUUAUGAAGGGAUGGGUAGCAAUGAUGGCGGUAAAUUUCUGCCUCCCCCACAACCGGGACCCAUCCCUGGCACUGUGCCGACACCUGCAAAUACCAGCUGGAUCAUCCCUUCUAUCUCAGAAGAUGAAGCUAGAAAUGCGCUGAUGGAAUACGCCAACGAUAAAUGCUGCCAUGGCUCUACCCCUGCAGAAGAAAUGGACUUCCAUGAACUCCGACCUUUUAAUACAUACCGGUAUCGACUUGAGACGUUUACAGAGUCACGGACAUGUAAAUGGGUGACCUUACCUUACACUGGUCAGCCUGUAGACUCAUCGGUAUUUGGAAUCCCCCCUCAGCCAUGGGAUGUACCCAUCCAGAUCCCAGCUAUGUUUAGUGAUAAGGAAAAAAAGAUGCCUGUUCCUCAUACAUCUUCCUUAAAGGCUUGUCCUCAGUGUCUAGGAAUCUGCAGAACAGUGUGUAAAAAAUGUCACGGAACAUGUCGGGUGAGGUGCUGGGUUUGCAAUGGAAAUGGGAGCCGUUUUAAUGAUCCGUGUCACCACUGCAGGGGACAAGGAACAGAAAGCUGCACAACUUGUAACAGUACCAAAUAUGAGAGAUGUAUAGGAUGCUCUGGACGUGGACAGAUCCUGAACUACAUCGAGCUGACUGUCACAUGGAAGAAUAAUAUUUAUGAGUUUGUAGCGGAUCAUAAUUCAGAGUUUCCUACUGAGCUCUUUAAAAAGGUCAACGGAGAGAAGAUUUUCAUGGAUGAGCAACUGCUAUUGGCUCCACUGGUUAAUUUCCCAGCUCAGGCCAUAAAUCAGGCUUCCCAGAAUGCCUUGCAGCAGCAUCAUGCCCAGUUUUCUUCUACAAGCCGGAUGCUUAGACAGAGACACGGCAUUGAGUGGCUGCCUCUUACCAAGGUGGAGUAUAUCUGGAGGGGGAAACGCUAUGAUUACUUUGUAUAUGGAAAGGAGAACCAAGUGUAUACUGACAACUAUCCACAGAAGUGCUGCUGCACUGUCAUGUGACUUAUGAAGGUCAACAUAACCCUUUCAUCAUGUCUACUGACAACUAUCCACAGAAGUGCUGCUGCGCUGUCAUGUGACUUAUGAAGGUCAACAUAACCCUUUCAUCAUGUCUACUAACUAUCCACAGAAGUGCUGCUGCACUGUCAUGUGACUUAUGAAGGUCAACAUAACCCUUUCAUCAUGUCUACUGACAACUAUCCACAGAAGUGCUGUCGAGUUGUUAUGUGACUUAUAAAGGUCAACAUAACCCUCUCAUUAUGUCUAAGUUCCUCAUGGGUAAGGCAAUUGGUCUGACAGAAGCUACCAUGACUUUCUUAUAUGAGGUUCUUCUGGUAAAUAAUGAUAAUCCUGUGUAUUACACUAUUAAAGAGCUGUAGAUGACAACUAGAUCUCAUUAUUUCAUGAUGUGAUAUUCACAUAUUGCUGUACUAUGGCAAAUGUGUAGUGUCAGGAGUGUACUAUGAGAUAGCUGUAAGUCUAUUGGCUUCUGCUCCAGCAUUGCUAUGCUAUACUUUUAAAUGGAUUUAUGUAUUUAUAAUGAAUAAUUCUCUGGAUAAAAAGUAAAGAAACUUCUACUGUGGGUCAUGAGUUAUGUCAUAUGGCUUUUUCACAUAUUCAUAUUGCCUAAGCUUGUAGCCUAGUAAGAGCCCUAUGUAUGUGUUUAAAAAGUGCAUGUACAUAAAA
Molecule: messenger RNA, 2074 nt
Organism: Hyla sarda
Lineage: Eukaryota; Metazoa; Chordata; Amphibia; Anura; Hylidae
Product: protein SSUH2 homolog
Exons: 13
Coding region: 116-1390 (424 amino acids)
Source: RefSeq, a predicted model, not a curated record